Erinaceus europaeus (western European hedgehog) is the source of this 897-nucleotide messenger RNA. It is a transcript of the gene TMEM60, whose product is annotated as transmembrane protein 60. The coding region runs from base 250 to 651 and encodes 133 amino acids. The transcript is spliced from 2 exons. The record is from RefSeq and is a predicted model, not a curated record. Lineage: Eukaryota; Metazoa; Chordata; Mammalia; Eulipotyphla; Erinaceidae.
CGCGGCCCUGAAGUAGAGCGGAGACGAGCCUCUAACCGCGAUCCUCGGGAGAGGCGGAACUGAGACCUUGCUCUUGACUAUCAUGUGACGGAUUCUGGAUUUUAAUGGGGGGAAAAGUGUGGAAAAGGCCAAGGUUCCAAACUGGCGAGCUACCGGUUCUUCGCGCCCCUCUCUGCCGUCCGACCAGCGGCGCUGCCAGGGUAUAUAUCCCUUUUUUCGACUCCGCAACAGCCUCUUUAAACUGUUUAAAUGAGAAUGUCCUUGGCUCAGAGAGUACUACUCACCUGGCUUUUCACAUUACUCUUCUUGAUCAUGUUGGUGUUGAAACUGGACGAGAAGGCACCUUGGAACUGGUUUCUCAUAUUUAUUCCAGUCUGGAUAUUUGAUACUAUCCUUCUUGUUAUGCUGAUUGUAAAAAUGGCUGGACGAUGUAAGUCUGGCUUUGACCCUCGACAUGGAUCCCACAAUAUUAAAAAAAAAGCCUGGUACCUCAUUGCAAUGUUAAUGAAAUUAGCCUUCUGCCUUGCACUCUGUGCUAAGCUGGAACAAUUCACUACCAUGAAUCUGUCCUAUGUCUUCAUUCCGUUAUGGGCCUUACUGGCUGGGGCUUUGAUAGAGCUUGGAUAUAACGUCUUUUUUGUGAGAGACUGACUUUGCAGGACAUCAUCUCAUUUUAUUGCUAUUCAACAAGCUAUCACUAAAAUGUUUUGAAUCAUUGCAAGCUCGAAGACUACCAGAGAACUGAGAAAAAUACCAAAUGUAGUUUUAUAUUGCAACCAUAAAAUAAUAGUCUUGGUGAAUCACGGACAUCUAGUCAAUCCAAAGCUUAAUUAUUCAGUGUUUGUGUUAUUACUGUCUUUAAUAUCCCUAUGUAAAUAAAGUAUGUUUUGGACUGUA